This is a messenger RNA of Cooperia oncophora, 441 nucleotides long. Lineage: Eukaryota; Metazoa; Nematoda; Chromadorea; Rhabditida; Trichostrongylidae. The record is from the annotation of a GenBank genome assembly.
AUGUUAUCUGCGGCCGCUUCUCAGGGUCUUGUUUGGCGUUGGGAUAUUGAUUCCGGACUUGGUCAAUGCGAUAAGUUCUUGUAUGUAAACGACGACUUCAUCAAGGCCGGUACAUUACUUGCAAUUGGAAUUAUUUCGUCUGGCAUCCAAGACGCUUGUGACCCUGCUUCUGCUCUCCUGAUCGAUCAUAUUCAUUCUGAAAGGGCUGUUAUUCGUGUCGGUUCCGUACUCGGGUUAGGACUAGCGUACGCUAACUCCAAACGUGAAACGGUAAUCAAGAACGAGGAGGGUGGAGUGAUUUUCGAGCUGAAAAAGGUUCUCACGGAUUCAAAGCCAUCAGCAACCAGUGAAGUGAAGGGCUUGACCGGCUUAGCGCUUGGUCUUAUCAUGGUUGGAACAGCAGAUCAUACCGUAGCAAUGGAAAUGCUUCAAAACGCCUGA